Messenger RNA from Vicia faba (fava bean), 585 nucleotides. The record is from the annotation of a GenBank genome assembly. Lineage: Eukaryota; Viridiplantae; Streptophyta; Magnoliopsida; Fabales; Fabaceae.
AUGAGACCUCCAAGAGGUGGUGGCCGAAGUGGUGGUUUCAGAGGCGGUCGUGAUGGAGGAUUUAGAGGAGGCCGUGACGGGGGAUUUCGUGGUAGAAGUGGCGGUCGUUUCAGUGGUGGACGUGGCUUUCGUGAUGAAGGACCUCCUUCUGAAGUUGUAGAGGUCUCAACCUUUAUCCAUGCUUGCGAAGGAGAUGCUGUCACUAAACUUACCAAUGAGAAAAUCCCAUAUUUCAAUGCUCCCAUUUAUCUUCAAAACAUGACUCAGAUUGGAAAAGUUGAUGAAAUAUUUGGUCCUAUUAAUGAAUCUUACUUUUCAAUCAAGAUGAUGGAGGGGAUAGUUGCUACUUCUUACUCUGCUGGUGAUAAGUUUUACAUUGACCCAAGUAAACUCUUGCCUCUUGCAAGAUUUCUUCCUCAACCUAAGGGACAAGCAUCUGGUGGUAGAGGUGGAGGAAGAGGCGGAGGAGGUCGUGGUUUUGGUAGAGGACCUGGCCGUGGAAGUUUUCGUGGGAGGGGUCCACCAAGGGGAAGAGGUCCUCCUAGAGGACGUGGUGCUCCUUUCCGGGGAAGGGGUAGAUACUAA